Parus major (Great Tit) is the source of this 1900-nucleotide messenger RNA. RefSeq names its product dihydroorotate dehydrogenase (quinone) (gene DHODH). Gene Ontology annotation, biological process: 'de novo' pyrimidine nucleobase biosynthetic process; pyrimidine ribonucleotide biosynthetic process. NCBI's taxonomy places the organism in Eukaryota, Metazoa, Chordata, Aves, Passeriformes, Paridae. Gene Ontology annotation, cellular component: cytoplasm; mitochondrial inner membrane. The transcript has 9 exons. The record is from RefSeq and is a predicted model, not a curated record. Bases 31 to 1641 code for a protein of 536 amino acids. Gene Ontology annotation, molecular function: dihydroorotate dehydrogenase activity.
GGCAGGCUCUGCUGCUGCCUCAGGGUUUUGAUGCAGCAGCUUUCCUCCCGGGUGCUGAGCAGCUGUGGAUCACCGAGGUCUGGGGGUGAGGCAGGAGAGUGGUCUGAUGGAUACGCAGUGGCAUCUUGUUUACCCUACCCGAGCGUGAGCGAGGCAUCCCGGGACUGUAACGUACCUGUUCGUGGCGCCGUCUGGAGCUCUACCGCACCUGUCCGUGACCCUGUCCUGGCUGUACAUCAGUUGUCCCGUCCCUGUCCGCUUCCCUGGGGCUCGGGCCAUUUGUACUCGUUCAAUAAAGCGCGGUCCGGGGCUCGCCGUGUGCGCGCAUCGCUCGGGGCCGCGCGGCGCGCCCUCGGGGCCUCUGCUGUGUCGCUAUUGGCUGGGAGGGUACAGCCUCCGCCAAUCACGGAGGGGGGCGCCCGGAAGUGCCCUCGUGUUAGGCUGAGCGUGAUGGCGGCGCCGCUGCGCGGACGGCUGCGGGCUCUGGCGCUGGGAGGCUGCGGGCUGCUUCUGGGAUCGGCGCUGGCGGCAGGCGACGAGCGGCUUUACGCGGCGGCGGUGAUGCCUGCGCUACGGGCGCUGCCCCCCGAGGCCGCCCACGGCCUGGCUUUGCGCGUCGCCGCCCUCGGGCUGCUGCCCCCCACCCGUCCCGACGGCCCCGCGCUGCCCUGCAGGAGGUGCGAGUCCUCGGGCAGCGAUUCCGCAACCCAUUGGGCCUGGCUGCUGGCUUUGACAAGCAGUGUGAGGCUGUGGACGGCCUGUACAAGAUGGGCUUUGGCUUUGUGGAAGUGGGAACUGUCACACCCAAGCCCCAGGAAGGGAACCCCAAGCCCAGGGUCUUUCGGCUGGCAGAGGACGAGGCAGUUAUCAACAGGUAUGGAUUCAACAGCCAUGGCCACAUCGCGGUGGAGCGCAGGCUGCGAGCCCGACAGGAGACACAGAUCAGGCUCACUGGUGGUGAGACAAGCUUCUGGGAUGCCUCUUGGCAUCAAUCUGGGCAAGAACAAGAGCUCUACUGAUGCUGCAGCAGACUAUGUGGCUGGGGUCCGGACACUGGGCCCUUUGGCUGACUACCUUGUUGUGAACGUGUCCAGCCCGAACACCCCAGGGCUGCGGGACCUGCAGGGCAAGGCUGAGCUGCGGGAAUUGCUGAGCAAGGUGCUGGUGGAGAGGAACCUGCUGCCCUGCAAGCGUAAGCCAGCUGUGCUGGUGAAGAUUGCCCCUGACCUCACCGCACAGGACAAGCAGGACAUCGCCAGCGUUGUCUGUGAGCUAGGUGUGGAUGGGCUGAUAGUCAGCAACACCACCGUGAGCCGCCCCAGCAGCCUCCGGAGCAGGCAGCGCAUGGAGCCUGGGGGCCUCAGUGGGAAGCCCCUGCGGGAGCUCUCCACACACACCAUCAGGGAGAUGUACGCUCUCACUCAAGGCCGGGUGCCCAUUAUUGGCGUGGGUGGGGUGAGCAGCGGGCGGGAUGCCCUGGAGAAGAUCCGGGCCGGAGCCUCGCUUGUGCAGCUGUACACAGCACUUGUGUACCACGGGCCACCAGUGGUGGGGGCAGUGAAGCAGGAACUGGAGGAGCUGCUUAGGGAGCAGGGCUUCAAGAACGUCAUGGAGGCAAUUGGAGCAGAUCACCGCUGCUGACAUGCUGCAGAAUGAAGGUGUGGCUGGAAGGAGCCAUGGCUGAGCAAGGAUGGGUGUGACAAUUCCAGUGCUGGGCAGACUGGGACUGAGACAAGGUCCUGGUUCCAGCCCCUGGGAAGGGUCUGAUGGGUGAAGUGAGGGGCUGCUCUGGUGGGGAGCAGGGGACAGGGCCUCCAUGACAGUGCUGCUUUUCAGGCUUAUGUUUUGGCUUCCCUGUGGACAGCAGAACUGAGUGUCAAUAAACAUUUGGCUCACCUGG